This is a messenger RNA of Salvelinus namaycush (lake trout), 3922 nucleotides long. Its product is annotated as glucocorticoid-induced transcript 1 protein-like. Gene Ontology annotation, cellular component: cytoplasm. Gene Ontology annotation, biological process: podocyte development. Bases 180 to 1718 code for a protein of 512 amino acids. Lineage: Eukaryota; Metazoa; Chordata; Actinopteri; Salmoniformes; Salmonidae. The transcript is spliced from 9 exons. The record is from RefSeq and is a predicted model, not a curated record.
GGGGACGGUAGAGAAGCGCCAAAGAUUAGGGAAUAUGUUUAGCUAACUGUAUAAAUUAAGUUUGUAAAACAACAUAUUUAAAGUUAUCGACAAACAUGCACAAAGAAGACUUGUUUUAGUGUUCUUCAGAAGCGGAUAUCUUGGCGAUUUUUUCCCUGAAAGUGAUACGAAGCAGCAGAAUGUCAGUUCCCACCAACUCGCUUCAACAACAGUCCACAGUCAGACGUAGUAAUGCAGGGUCCCCCAGUUUAUCCAACAGCUGCCGUUUGCACCCCAUCCGUGCUACCGUGCCCUACCAGCUCCUACGCGGGGGCCAGAGCAGCCCGACACGCUCUCUGCCUCUCUCGGUUGGAGGCAACAAUGGACCGACAAAUAGCCGCGGGUCAUCUCCCCCAAGUGCGACACUGAAUCUUGGAGUAAAUUGCACUGGCGCCACGAGACAGAGACUGUCUCCUGAAAAUAGGGUCUCGCACUCACCUGACCGGAGUCCAAACUCACCCGUUUGUAGAGGAGAGAGGUCCAAACUGCAGGUGCGUAGCUCCAGUGCUAUCCGGCGGACAUCUUCCCUGGACGCCAUUAUGGGGCCGUACCUCACAGGCCAGUGGCCUCGUGACUCCCACGGACCCUACCCUUCCUGCAUGAAAGACAAAGCCACACAGACACCUGGUCUGUGGAUAGAGGAGGCUGGAGGGGAGCAGGGAAGCCCACACCAGCGGUCAGCCUCCUGGGGUAGUGCAGACCAUCUGAAAGAGCAGAUUGCUAAACUCAGGCUGCAGCUCCAGCGCAGUAAACAGGUCAGCCGCCAGAGCAAAGACCGAGAUCAACAGCUGGGACUACACACCAGCACCACAUGCCAUCCCCAGAAUAAGGUGGUUUCCACAGCCCUAUCGAACAUCCCAGUGCCAAAGUCCCUCAUAUCGAGAGUGCCUAGCAGUGUGGAGGGCAUCAACCACGAGCUGGAGAAUGUGUUCAUCAGAGAGGACUGGAAGCAGGGAAUACAGGCUUUGGACGUGUUGGACGGCCGCCGCGCCCCCUUUCAGCCUCAUCGCUACGGCACUGGCGGUGACACACGGGACACGGACACCCAGGCCCCCUCUAGUGGCGGUUCCAGCCCCUGGCCCUUCACCCCUGACCCCCCCCACUCCCCAGAAGGCAGCCCCUGCUCUGCAGAAGAGCUUGACAAAGACAGCGGCUGCGGCUCUCCCCUUCCCAAGUUUGCCACCUCUCCCAAACCCAACAACAGCUACAUGUUCAAACGGGAGCCUCCGGAGGGGUGUGAGAGGGUCAAAGUGUUUGAAGAGAUGGUGUCUGGUGUCUCCAGAGGCUUCCCUCUUUUUUCAUGCCCAGACAAAAACAAGGUGAACUUCAUCCCCAGGGGCUCCGCCUUCUGUCCCGUCAAACUCCUCUGCUCCUCCCACUUCACCACAACCUCGCCCAGCCCUGGUCUCCAUGGAAGAAGCAGCACAUGGCCCGAGGACGCCAUGACACCCGCUAGUUCCACUACUCUGGCCUCCACUAACUGGAGCUCGUCUAUAGGCACAGACAUGGUCAGUAGCUCAGACACAGGCGUAGGCACCGACACAAGCACAGAGAACAGCACAGACAGUCUGAGCCCAGACACUAACACAGACACAGGUGAACUGACAAGCACAGCAGUGGUCCCAGGUGGCCUGUCUACAGAUCCCUGCUCCACUACACACAUCCUUCUUACCAGCUAGUUCUCAGGUACAGUCCAGCUUAUGAGCAUUAGCCUGGUCCCAGAUCAGUUUGAGCUGUCUUGCUAACUCCUAUGGUCGCAAUGACCAUAGAAGGUAGCAAAAGUAGCACAACAGCACAACAGAUCUGGAACCAGGCUAGCUGAGUAUGGCUCUUUAACGCAACAUUAGCCAGCAAGGAGGGCCUAUCCUUACUAACCUAGCCUUCUCUUCUGAAAGGUGUGGCAGGCAACAUCCUCCAGAAAGACUUGUUUUCUAUUCAGAGAUUAGAUUCGAUUGUUUCAUGUAUUGUUCUUUAGCAAUCAGCUUUAUCAAAAUCAAUUCAAGAAAUUGAGAAAAAAAUAAGGGAAUUAAGCAAUGGGCAAGAGAAACAUAUUUUAUUGAAUUUUGAAAAUGUUUAUCUAACCAGCUUAUUUAGCUGUUCUGUGUUGCUAGCCAAUAUUACAGCAUGGAUAAGCGUUUUAAUAUAAAAUAAAAUAUCAUGCCUGUUUAUAUUAAAAACCCUAUUGGGAUGUCCUACAGUUACAAUACAAUGCUCCAAUUUUUCCUGAAUGUUUACACUUAUUUCAGGUCUCAAUCCAGUUUAUGUAAACACAUGACGAAAAGCUAAAGAAAGACGAUCUGAAAGUGACCAAACAGCCAGCUACAAAGCACAGUGUCCCCACAUAGCCUUGUUUCAGGUCCCCUGAAUAACCAAUGAACUCAGGUCAUUUGGAAUGUACUACAACUCAUGCAUGAACUUUGACGGUUGUCUUUUAUGGUUAAUUCAUGAUAUUACUCCUAAGACAUUCCAUAGUCUUUAUACAAGUGCUGAUUCUAAUCUUUCAACACGACAUAUUAAAGGAUUGCCAUCAAUAGAAAUGAUAACUUGGUGCACGGGAAAUCUGUAAAGAUAGUUUCAAGUGCUUAAAGAGACAUUCCAGAGGACAUAUUAAAGGAUUGCCAUCGAUAGAAAUGAUAACUUGGUGCAUGGGAAAUUUGUAAAGAUAGUUUCAAGUGCUUAAGAGACAUUCCAGAGGUUAUUAUAUUGUAGCUCCACGAUAUCAGCAGUAUUAGCUUUCAGAGCCUGUUCAAACUCCCUAGUGAUGAAAUUGAUAAAUAUGAGCUAUGACAUUUUACCAAAAUAAGGCCUAGAUUCAAUCGGAUUAAGUGUUAACCAGCGGUGUCUUGCGUUUUGGUGGCGUCAGGUGUUACUGCAUUGGAGCUGUCAAAUCGGUGAACAAACGCACCUGUGAUCAAUUUCACGAAGCCACACCCAUCUCACUCGCGAUAGAAGUUCAGAAAGUGUAGGCUAUAUAGAAAUAAUGAUGCUCAAAUUGAAAAUCACUAAACAAAGUAAUGAGAACUUCUAUCAGCCUAAUCGUUUAGAUUACAUCUCACAUUCCAGUGUUCGAACUUGUAAACAAGGUACAUGGGAUUUCUCUCAAUGCGUCUCCAUGCAGCCAAUGGCAAUGUCCGCUUUAGGUAUAACGCCGGGAGCCGCUUGUGGAUUUGACAGCUCUAAUGCGGGUGUUGACUAGUGCGCAUCUGAUAGAAUCUAGCCCUAAAAAAAAUGUUUUAUGCAUCAACAACAAAAAAAUUAGCAAAAAAGCAAAGCUGAAAGUUACUUAAAAAAAAAAACUAAAUAGAUAAGCAAUCAACAAACACUUAUAAUUCUGUCAAAAUCAGAAUUAACAUUGAGGCUAAUGAGAUAUUUUCAAAGCACUUAAUUCCAGGCGGGAUAAUAUUCACCAUAUAAUAUUUUACACAGUACUAUAUAAAAUGUAAAGCAAAUCAGAUAAUGUUAAGCGUGCAUCUUAGUGUUGAUUUGACGUUCAGUAUGGAGUAAAAUAUUUCAUGAAACUGGAUUUAAUCCUUUAAAAAACGUCGCCUUUAAAUAUAAAUCGAGCUAUAACGUGGACCUCCCCCGAUUACUUCUACGAUACGGAUUGAAUCCAGUCCCUAAGUAUCUUCAGUACAUUACGUUAAAACCCCCUAAUAUAAAAAUAAAACAAUUCAAGGAAAAACAAGCAAAACAAUCCACUCAAACCUGAUGUAUAUUUUGUCGGUAAAGAUGACCGCUGCUCGAUGACUAGUUUGAAUCAUACUAACAUUUUUUCCGAAGUUCCGCAAGGCUUGCCAUGUUCGGCACUAAUAUUCCAUGCCUGUGUAUUUCAUGUUUUAUAUGUAGACCUUGUGUUUUUACAAUAAAGUAAGCGUUAAAAUCA